UCUUGUUGACGAAGCAGUCGCUGCUCCGACGUGCAGCGGCUCUUCUGGUAUUUCACCUCUGAGCCUCAGUUUUGUCUGGGCUUCAUGUUGCAACACCAGCAGCCAGCUUGUGACAGUUUUUCAGGUGUAUUUUUCUGUGCGCCCUUCUCAAGGAGAUGCCACCAUGCUCUGUAGAACUGCUGUCCCCGUGUGUCUCUGUGUUUUGGGGGCUGGAUGGCUUCUCCCGGUGCCCUGGCUCCUCAGCCUGGUGGUCGCACUUGCUCUUUCUGUGACGCUGACAGAUUUCUGGAAGUGUAUCCGUGUCGCUGUGUGCACCAUCAAAAGAGACCUGCAGUGUCUGGUGGUUAUUCUUCGUGUGAAGUACCACAUUCACCAGCAUACACGCAACGGGGCCACCAUUCCUUCCCUGUUUGCUCAAACCGUGAAUUCAAAUCCAGACAAGCCAGCGUUGAUCUACGAGUCCUCAGGAGAGGUCUGGACCUUCAGGGAGCUGCAGGAGAGAUGUCAUACUGUAGCACAUUGGGCUCUGGCACAGGGAUGGGCGGAGGGAGACGUUGUGGCCUUGUAUUUGGAGAGUCGCCCUCUUGUGGUGGCCUUGUGGCUGGGUCUGGCCAUGGUCGGGGUGGAGGCUGCGCUCAUCAACUACAACCUUCGAAGGCAAUCGUUGCACCACUGCGUCACUGUGUCUGGGGCUCGGGCCAUUGUGUUUGAAGCCAAGCUCUCAGAAGCUGUGGUCGAGGUGAGAAGCUGCCUACCUCAAGACAUGCUUCUGUUCAGCACUGGAGAAUUAGGAGACGAUGACACGCUCUGUAGCCUCCAGGCUCAAAACCUGGACCUGCUGCUGACCUGCUCCCCCAAACAUCCACCCAAACACACAUCACACAAGGCGUUCAACGAUAGGGUUUUUUAUAUUUACACUUCCGGCACAACAGGGAUGCCGAAAGCAGCCGUGGUGGUUCACAGUCGUUAUUACCGAAUUGCUGCGUUCGGUUUCUGGUCCUUUGGUUUGAAACGUGAUGACAUCAUCUACGACUGUCUUCCUCUGUAUCAUUCCGCAGGCAGCAUCAUGGGUGUGGGUCAGUGCUUGCUGUUUGGCGCUACUGUUGUCAUCAGGAGGAAGUUCUCAGCCAGUCGCUUCUGGCAGGACUGUGUAACCUACAACUGCACCGUGAUCCAGUACAUCGGAGAGAUCUGUCGGUACCUGCUCGCUCAGCCACAGUGUCCGUCAGAGCAGCGACACCGUGUUCGUGUCGCCCUUGGAAACGGCCUUCGCCCAGCAGUGUGGGGAGAGUUUGUGCAGAGGUUCAGAAUAUCACAGAUUGGGGAAUUCUACGGCGCCACUGAGUGUAACUGCAGUCUCAUCAACAUAGAUGGAAAGGUCGGUGCUUGCGGUUUCGUCAGUCGCAUUCUUCCCGGUUUCUACCCGGUCAGGUUGGUCAGGAUGCAGGAAGAGAGCGGGGAGUUGCUCAGAAAUGCUCAGGGUCUCUGCGUCCCAUGUCAGCCUGGGGAGCCAGGAAUGUUAAUGGGACGCAUCCACCCCGGCGACCCACUGAGGAGGUUUGAUGGCUACGCGGACCCGACAUCCACCAGUGGAAAAGUAGCUCACGACGUCUUCCAGAUGGGAGACGCUGCUUACAUGUCAGGUGACAUCUUGGUGAUGGACGAUUAUGGCUACAUGUAUUUCAGGGACCGCAGCGGCGACACGUUCCGCUGGCGAGGAGAGAAUGUCUCCACCGCGGAGGUGGAGGGAGUCCUAAGUGGACUGCUGGGACACGCUGAUGUGGCUGUUUAUGGAGUUCCAGUCCCAGGUGUGGAGGGGAAGGCAGGAAUGGCAGCCAUCGCUCAGGCAGGCGAUCAGCUGGACCUUGAUGCCUUUCUGAGCGAUGUCCAGAAGGCUCUGGCCUCAUUUGCACGUCCAGUCUUUCUGCGAACAGUGACAUCAGUCGAUACCACAGGGACCUUCAAGAUCCAGAAGACCCGAAUGCAGAGAGAAGGCUUCAAACCGCAGACCUCCACCGACGUGAUCUAUUUUCUGAACAGUCGCUCUGGUCGAUAUGAAGUGGUGACUGAUGAGCUAUAUGAUGAAAUUAAGUGUGUGCAGUGCACAGUGCCCUUGGAGAAGCUCACGGUUGCUAAAAGGGUGGCGACAGAUCACAACGUGGACAACACAACAGCCAUCCUGAGAGAGUGGCUCAUCCAGGUGCAGAACUACUAUCACUAUGUGGAAUGGAGACCUUCAGACGAACCCAGUGCCUUCGAAGAUGAGCAUGGACCGAAGCACUGGAAUACUCUGCGCUACGAACACGUAAUGAAGCUUCGUCAGGCGGCGCUGGACACAGCGCGGGAGAUCUGGGCUGACUACUUUUUGGUGGUCGACUGUGACAACCUUCUCACCGACCCGGAUGUGCUGUGGAAGCUCAUGAGCGUAAACAAGACUGUGGUCGCCCCAAUGUUGGAGUCCAGAGCGGCCUACUCCAACUUCUGGUGUGGCAUGACCUCUCAGGGUUAUUACAGACGGACGCCCGCCUACAUGCCUAUCCGAAAACUGGAGCGUCGAGGCUGCUUCGCUGUCCCCAUGGUGCACUCCACCUACCUGGUGGACCUGAGGAAGGAGGCGUCUCGUCGACUGGCUUUUUACCCUCCGCAUCCCGAGUAUAGCUGGGCCCUGGAUGAUGUCAUCGUUUUUGCCUACUCCGCACGCAUGGCAGAUGUGCAGAUGUAUGUUUGCAAUAAGGAAACAUAUGGCUAUUUGCCUGUGCCGGUGAGAGCCCAGGCAUCACUGCAGGAUGAGGCAGAGAGCUUCUUGCACACACAGUUGGAAGUCAUGGUGAAAAACCCUCCACUGGAGCCCUCUGGCUUCGUGUCUCCUUCACCGAAGCAGCCUGACAAGAUGGGCUUUGAUGAGAUAUUUAUGAUCAAUCUGGCGCGGAGAUCCGACCGGCGCGAGCGGAUGCUGAGGACUCUGUACGAGCAGGAGCUCAGCUGUAAGGUUGUUGCUGCAGUGGAUGGCAAGGCGCUGAACACCAGCGACAUUGAGUCGAUGGGGAUCAAGAUGCUGCCCGAUUACAAAGACCCGUAUCAUGGUCGGCCCCUGACCAAAGGUGAACUGGGCUGUUUCCUGUCCCACUACAACAUCUGGAAAGAGAUUGUGGAUCGAGGGCUCCAAAGGUCCCUGGUCAUCGAGGACGACCUUCGCUUCGAGGUGUUCUUCAAGCGACGUCUGCAGGCGCUGCUGCAGGAGGUGACGAGGCACAAGCUGGACUGGGAUCUGAUAUAUAUCGGGAGGAAGCGAAUGCAGGUGGAGCAUCCAGAGAAGUCUGUGUCAAACCUUCACAAUCUAGUGGAAGCCGACUAUUCCUACUGGACUUUAGGAUACAUGAUGUCAUUACAAGGGGCAGAGAAACUCCUCCGAGCCCAACCGUUGACUAAGAUGCUGCCCGUGGAUGAGUUCCUCCCCGUGAUGUACGAUAAACAUCCAGUUUCAGAGUACAUGGAACACUUUGAGCACCGCGACCUGCGCGCGUUUUCUGCAGAGCCGCUCCUGGUGUAUCCGACCCAUUACACAGGAGACCCGGGCUACAUCAGUGACACCGAAACAUCUGUUGUCUGGGACAAUGAGACGGUCACGACAGACUGGGACCGAGCCAAGUCGAGGAAGAGCCAGGAGCAGGAGGAGCUGAGCUUCGAGGCUCAGAACUCUGACGUGCUGCAGUCAGAGUUGGAGAACUGGAGCGCGAGGGAUGAGCUGUGAAACUCUGCAGCCAGUGGGGAUAGUUUGGGGGCGACGGAACAAAGCUGUGAUCAUCAGAAAGGUGGCUGUUGGAGUUAGGAAGAUGCUGGUGCUGAUGAGGGAACAAGUCUUCCCUCUGAACAUUUCUCUCCUGCUGGACGCAGAGGUCACUCCUGAAGAGGUAGUUGCAGCAUCCGUUUAUUUAUUACAACUCAAGGAAAGAGUCGCUUCAUCGAACGAGUUCAGAAAAGUGAUUUGACUAGCUUUAAAUUAGACCUCAGCAAAGUAUCCCCCCAGGAUCAAACCACAGGUCCGUAAGUGAAGAGCAGUUCUUCUUCUGUGCUGCUCGACGUGUAGGUGAUCGACUGCUAAUCACCCGACUCACCUUCCUGUUCACAAAUAGAGGCUUCAGGGAGUUUCAGUCCUUGUUUUGCAGCCCGUCUCCACAACCUGACUCUGUAAUUAGAAAUAAGGCGUCAGGUGAAAGAGUGUUGAGCGGAGGCGGCGCUGCGGGGUCGUGGGCGAGUUGAGCGACAGCUGACUCAAGUGUCUGAAAACAGGCUGGUUAAUGAGUCAGGCCCAACAUGAAGAAAAGGCAUCUGAAUGGAGGAUGAAUCAUGAUUUAAUCCUGCGCUUUUCUUCCUGAGAUCUUUCCGUGUGGAGCAGCGUGAGGUUUCCGCUGAUGGAAGUCAUGCGGCCUCCGCCCCCUGAUGCUGCUGCCGAGCCCGCUCUUAUAUUCAUCACUUUUGAAAGGCAGUGAUGGAAUCCUUAACAUCAGAGGGAGGCGGUCAUAAUCAUGUGGAUUUCUUUGUCUGUAACGCCUGGUUUAAAAAGUGGGUCAACUUUGUCAUCCCAUUUUGGGAAUUUCCCAAUUACAAAAACUGCUUCAACAGAAUGUCUAUAUCACGUAUGAAAAGAAAAAAAAACCCAAUUUAAAUGAGGAUAUUUUAUGUUCAACCCGGCGUUGUCACCUAUAAUGAUCAUCUUCUUUUUUCAUUCUCUGUGUGAGUUGACUAGAGCUAGGUUCGGUUCUGGAAUACCAUCAACGCCUGCAGUGUUUUUUUAACCAGUCAGUAUUUGCACUCUGACAGUGAUGUGAAUCUAUUAUUUUAACCAACCAAAGUUACUGUUAUAGCUUUUAAGCAUUUUUUAGCCUUUAAAUCGUUCCCAUCGUCAUG
Molecule: messenger RNA, 4908 nt
Organism: Synchiropus splendidus (mandarinfish)
Lineage: Eukaryota; Metazoa; Chordata; Actinopteri; Syngnathiformes; Callionymidae
Product: procollagen galactosyltransferase 1-like
Exons: 26
Coding region: 164-3751 (1195 amino acids)
Biological process (GO): positive regulation of protein serine/threonine kinase activity; medium-chain fatty acid transport; phosphatidic acid biosynthetic process
Cellular component (GO): mitochondrial inner membrane; plasma membrane
Molecular function (GO): long-chain fatty acid transmembrane transporter activity; procollagen galactosyltransferase activity; fatty acid transmembrane transporter activity
Source: RefSeq, a predicted model, not a curated record